AUGCUGUAUAAAGAAAAGGGAUUAGAACUGAUGUUAGAAGGAAACUAUCCAUCAGCUAUAAAUUAUUAUACAUUAGCUAUAAAGAAUGAUUCAUAUAAUUCAAAAUUAUUUUCAAGUAGAGCAAAAGCAUAUUACUUAAACUUAAAGAAUGUUGAAAAUCCAAGUCAAAUUCAAUGGAAAAAAAUUAUUGAUGAUUGUACAACUGCAUUAGAACUAGAUAAAGAUAAUUAUGAUGCAAGUUUUUAUAAUGCAUUAACUCAAGCUUUUUGUUAUAAAAGAAAAGAAAAAGGUUUAAAAUUAUUAAAUGAAACAUAUAUCAAGUCAUUAUCAAAGGCAAAAAGUUAUAAACUGUAUCUGUUACCACAAGAAAUAUAUCAAGAAAUUUUAAAAUUAAAAACUAUUCAAUAUAAUAAUAAUAAUAAUAUUAAUAAUGAUACCAAAACUCAACUGCGAGGAUUCAAUGAAACUAAUAAAUUUUUUAAUAAAAUAGUUUAUCUUUUACAAGUUGAUUAUGAAAAAAAAUUAAAAGAAAUACUAUCAAAAGAUGUUGAUAAAUCAGUAUUAGAUCAUGCCAUAACUGAGCAUGCAAUUCAAUACAAUACAGAAAUUAAAGAAUUAAUAGAAAUGUUUGAAAUGUAUCAUUCAAAAGAUCAUUCUAGUACACAAUCUGAAGGUAGCUUAAUUGAAGAAGAAGAAGAAGACUUAAAUGAUGAAGAACCUCCAGAUUAUUUAUGUGAUCCAAUUUCAUUUAAUAUAUUUCAUGAUCCAGUUAUAACACCUUCGGGACAAUCAUUUGAAAGAUCAUGGCUAUUUCAACAUCUUAGUAAUAAUGAAUAUGAUCCAUUAACUAGACAAAAAUUAACUAAAGAUGAUUGUUAUCUUAAUUUAGGUUUAAAAGCUUGUGCUGAUCAAUAUUUAAUAUCAAAUUCUAAACAAAAUUAUAAAUAA
Messenger RNA from Lodderomyces jiufengensis, 948 nucleotides. RefSeq lists its product as uncharacterized. The record is from RefSeq and is a predicted model, not a curated record. NCBI's taxonomy places the organism in Eukaryota, Fungi, Ascomycota, Pichiomycetes, Serinales, Debaryomycetaceae. Gene Ontology annotation, molecular function: ubiquitin protein ligase activity; protein-folding chaperone binding. The transcript has a single exon. The coding region runs from base 1 to 948 and encodes 315 amino acids. Gene Ontology annotation, biological process: protein quality control for misfolded or incompletely synthesized proteins; positive regulation of proteolysis; protein polyubiquitination. Gene Ontology annotation, cellular component: cytoplasm.